AGAGGUGCCCGGAGCCGCGCGAGUCCGCCGCUGCCGCAGCGCCUCCGCUCCGCCAACUCCGCCGGCUUCCAGCGGACUCCCGGAUCCGAGAGGGCGCGGUGCAGCCGGGCAGCGGCCCCCACAGCCUUGGCAACCCCGGGGGCCACUGUUUCCCACCUGGCCACAGCACCAGCAUCCUCUCUGCGGGCUCUUCACCAACUGUCCAACCACCAUUUCACUGUGGACGUUACUCCCUCUUACAGAUAUGGGAGAUAUGGGCGAUCCACCAAAAAAAAAACGUCUGAUUUCCCUAUGUGUUGGUUGCGGCAAUCAGAUUCACGACCAGUAUAUUCUGAGGGUUUCUCCGGAUUUGGAAUGGCAUGCGGCAUGUUUGAAAUGUGCGGAGUGUAAUCAGUAUUUGGACGAAAGCUGUACGUGCUUUGUUAGGGAUGGGAAAACCUAUUGUAAAAGAGACUAUAUCAGGUUGUACGGGAUCAAAUGCGCCAAGUGCAGCAUAGGCUUCAGCAAGAACGACUUCGUGAUGCGUGCCCGUUCUAAGGUGUACCACAUCGAGUGUUUCCGCUGUGUAGCCUGCAGCCGACAGCUCAUCCCGGGAGACGAAUUCGCGCUGCGGGAGGAUGGGCUUUUCUGCCGCGCGGACCACGACGUGGUAGAGAGAGCGAGCUUGGGAGCUGGAGAUCCUCUCAGUCCCCUGCAUCCAGCGCGGCCUCUGCAAAUGGCAGCCGAGCCCAUCUCCGCUAGGCAGCCAGCCCUGCGGCCUCACGUCCACAAGCAGCCGGAGAAGACCACCCGAGUGCGGACUGUGCUCAACGAGAAGCAGCUGCACACCUUGCGGACCUGCUACGCCGCCAACCCUCGGCCGGACGCGCUCAUGAAGGAGCAACUAGUGGAGAUGACUGGCCUCAGCCCCCGAGUCAUCCGAGUCUGGUUUCAAAACAAGCGGUGCAAGGACAAGAAACGCAGCAUCAUGAUGAAGCAGCUCCAGCAGCAGCAACCCAACGACAAAACUAACAUCCAGGGGAUGACAGGAACUCCCAUGGUGGCUGCUAGUCCGGAGAGGCACGACGGUGGCCUGCAGGCUAACCCCGUGGAGGUGCAAAGUUACCAGCCGCCCUGGAAGGUUCUCAGUGACUUCGCCUUGCAAAGUGACAUAGAUCAGCCCGCUUUUCAGCAACUGGUCAAUUUUUCAGAAGGAGGACCAGGCUCUAAUUCCACUGGCAGCGAAGUGGCAUCGAUGUCCUCUCAGCUCCCAGAUACACCCAACAGCAUGGUAGCCAGUCCUAUUGAGGCAUGAGGAACAUUCAUUCAGAUGUAUUUUUUUUUUCCCUGUUGGAGAAAGUGGGAAAUUAUGUUGAACUCCAAUAUAAAAGUAUUUAACGACCCAGUCAAUGAAAACUGAAUCAAGAAAUGAAUGCUCCAUGAAGUGCACGAAGUCUGUUUUAAUGACAAGGUGAUAUGGUAGCAACACUGUGAAGACAAUCAUGGGAUUUUACUAGAAUUAAAAACAAACAAAACCCCAAGCCCAACAUAUGCUAUUCAAUGACCUUAGGAGUACUGAAAAAGAAAAAGGAAAAAAAAAAAAAGACGUUUUUAAAACGUAGAGGAUUUAUAUUCAAGGAUCUCAAAAAAAAAAAAAAAGCGCAUUUUCAUUUCACCGCACAUCUAGAGGAAAAGCAGAAAUAGAAAAAUUUUCUAGUCCAUCCUCUUCUGAAUGGUGCUGUUUCUAUACUGGUCAUUGCCUUGCCAAGUAGGAGCUCCAGGAUAGAGUGGAAGAAGCCGGCCUCUGGCUGAAAGAUUCACCCUUUCAGGAAGGCGGAGCUGCAUUGGUUUGCUAUGUUUUUAGUUGACUUUGACAAGGGGUUAAUUGAAAUUCUGGGUCUCCUUAGCAUGCCCUGCAGCUGGUUUCUCUUUUACUUUUGCCUCUUCUCCCAUUUCCCCCCUUUCCUUUUCUUUAUUUCUCUCUACUUUUUUUUUGAGAUCCAUCCUCUAUCAAGAAGUCUGAAGCGACUUUAAAGGUUUUUGGAUUCAGAUUUAAAAACCAACUUAUAAAGCAUACAACAAGGUUACCUCUAUUUUGCCACAAGCGUCUCGGAUUGUGUUUGACUAGUGUCUGUCCAAGAACUUUUCCCCCAAAGAUGUGUACAGUUAUUGGUUAAAAUGACUGUUUUCGCUCUUUCUGGAAAUAAAGAGGAAAAAAAGGAAACUUUUUUGUUUGCUCUUGCAUUGCAAAAAUUAUAAAGUAAUUUAUUAUUUAUUGUCAGGAGACUUGCCACUUUUCAUGUCAUUUGACAUUUUUUUUUGUUUGCUGAAGUAAAAAAAAAGAUAAAGGUUGUACUGUGGUCUUUGAAUUAUGUCUAAUUUUAUGUGUUUUGUCUUUUUUUUUCUUAAAUAUUAUGUGAAAUCAAAGCGCCAUAUGUAGAAUUAUAUCUUCAGGACUAUUUCACUAAUAAAUAUUUGGCAUAGAUAAAUAAAUAAAUGCAACGAUUCAGGGUCCCUCUUUUAUAUGUUUAUUAGCAAGCCUUUACCUGUUCUGAAAUUAAGGAUUGCAUGUUAAUUGGGGUAAAAUGACAUGCAGUGUAGUAGGUGUGAUAUUGUAUUGCAAGUAAUUCAGGUCGGGUUUGCAAGUUUCGAUUUCAAUGGUUGGAUCAAAGUUGGUUGGAAGAAGCCCUUUAGCUGUGAUAAUGUUACCGGUUUUUUGAAAACGAGAUGCUGGUCUCUCUUUUGCUCCCCUCCUUUCCCUCCUUCUGUCUUUUCUCUCUACCCCUACCCCUGCACCUAUCCCAAAAGGAAGAAUCUCUUUGAGAAUGGGUUCUGAUUGGGAUCACUCUUAUUUUCUAAGCGUCAGUCACAGCUUCGGAGCUUUAAGAUUACCCACAUUUCAAACACAAACUCUUGCUGAAGAGGCUUUCUGCCUAACCAGUGAAGGAUGGCCACUGCAGACUAGAGGUGGCUGACUGAGACAUGGCGCUUUACUCGCGCAGAAGGUAGGAAAGACUGAGAGAGAAACGGCUUUUCUCAGCAUUUCUCAGAACUGUAGGUGUCUGCGUUUUCUUACCUCUUCCCCUGCCCCAC
Molecule: messenger RNA, 3072 nt
Organism: Psammomys obesus (fat sand rat)
Lineage: Eukaryota; Metazoa; Chordata; Mammalia; Rodentia; Muridae
Gene: Isl1
Product: ISL LIM homeobox 1
Exons: 6
Coding region: 245-1294 (349 amino acids)
Biological process (GO): neuron fate specification; axonogenesis; positive regulation of transcription by RNA polymerase II
Cellular component (GO): nucleus
Molecular function (GO): cis-regulatory region sequence-specific DNA binding; DNA-binding transcription factor activity, RNA polymerase II-specific
Source: RefSeq, a predicted model, not a curated record